UUUUCACAACCCUUGCUUUAUUUUAUUUUAUGGAACUGGAAUUUCUUUCUAAAUAUGUAGAAACUGAUUUAAAAUUUACGAAAAUAAAAACAAAAUAUUUUUUAACAUACCUCUAUUUUUCAGACAUUUUCUAUUUUUUAUCCUCGUAUUUUUAAAAAAAUAUAUAAAAAUAUACUUUUAUAAUUAUUUUAUCCUAUCAAAUGUAAAAAUGUAAAAGUGUGUAAGUGGGUGGUACUAUGUUAUGUGUGUCAAAAAUAGUGAUUUUCAAGAUUGUUGAGGUGUGCCAAAAAUUAUGGGGGUUGCAUCAAGAGAAAGCCCAAAGUGGAGGAGUCGAGUAUAUAACUUUCCAAUCGGGCCCGGCUCAUGAUGGAUUCAUCCAAGCAGAAGAAAAGGAAGUAGCGGGAGAUUUCUUUUCCCGCGCGAUGGAAAUGGAACCCUGGGAAGCCCUUGGCGUCGAUGAGUCCGAUCUCUCCGCCUUCCUCCGCCCUUGCAACGCCCAAUCCACCUCCUCUUCCCUCAUUCCUGGCCCUGCCGGCGCCGUCCAAGCCGUUAUGAGCAACCGCUGUCGCGACGACCCACUUCCCACUCAGGAAUUCAUAAGGCGCGUCGGCCUCGAAGGCCACCGCGAUUUCAGCACCAAUCCCUGGCUCUGCGCCAUCCGAUUUGUUUGCUCGCAGGGUAUGGUGGACGCUGAUGACGUCGCACACGGCACGCCGUUGAACUCAAUCAAGAACACUGAAAGAGUGCCGCUGGUCGUAGCUGUUAUCAAAUCAUGCACUCCCAACGGUCUUGGUGACAUGAAGAUUACGCUCAAGGAUCCUACGGCCACUGUUAGUGCCAGUGUCCAUCGCAAAGUCUUGGCGCAGCCGGAAUUUGGGAAGGACUUCGCUGUUGGUUCUGUCGUGGUUCUGCGCGAGGUUGCUGUGUUUUGUCCUACCCGCUCUACCUGUUAUCUGAAUGUAACAUUACGCAACGUUCUACAGGUCUUCUCCAAGGACUGUGGACCUCCAUCAGAACAAUUAAUACAUCCUGUACGCCCAGUGAUGCGCGCUACACCUAGUACGGAAAGGCCUGAAAGGUUGUUUGCAUCUGGAAGUACAUCCUCUCCGCCCCUGGAAAGAAAUGAAGAAAUCAUGUCUGGUCUCAGAUUUGAGUCAAGCUCUAGACAAGUAGCAGAUAUUGACCGGCAGCGAGCUGAAGUUUUGGCUUCAACGUCGUCUCACAGAGAAACUGUUUCAGAAAGAGAGAACUUGCCGUUAAGUCUGGAUAAUGCUGGACAUGUGGAAGUAAAUUGUGUUAGUGAGCUUGAUUGUGAGAUGGAAGAUCAACCCAAUCCUCCUGAAUUGAAUGAAGAAGCCGAUAGUUUAGCGCAGAUUGCUCAAGGCAAUAGUUCUACAUCGAACUCAGUUCAUACAUCUCGUGCUGAAAAAACUGAGAUGGAAAUUCAGUUGGAAAGUCAGAGGCAGAUGGAUAGUCAAAGAAGUUCAGUCCCCCAUUGGACAGACGAACAGCUGGAUGAGCUUUUGGCGUUUGAUUGAGGUAACAAUUUCUGUUUGUCAAAUCAAAAGUAUACUAGAGGAUGUUGGUAUAUCCCCAGUUCGCAUAUUUGCAUUUUAAAGAUGCACGCGUUUGGUAAAUAUGUGCAAGAAUACAUUCAUUCAUAGAUGAGAACUGGCUUGUCUCUAAUUCCAUUUAGGAAUGUUACAGGUGUUUGCAUUUUGUUUUUCUUUUGCACUAUUAAUCGUGCUUUAUUUUAUUUUUCUUUUAUAUAGAAUAGUUAGGUGUUUAUUGUUUUGAUUA
Messenger RNA from Vigna angularis (adzuki bean), 1800 nucleotides. RefSeq lists its product as uncharacterized. The coding region runs from base 237 to 1538 and encodes 433 amino acids. NCBI's taxonomy places the organism in Eukaryota, Viridiplantae, Streptophyta, Magnoliopsida, Fabales, Fabaceae. The record is from RefSeq and is a predicted model, not a curated record. The transcript has 5 exons. Gene Ontology annotation, biological process: recombinational repair.